AUGCCUUGCCGCGCAGCCCCACCACCACCCCCUCCUCCACACUCGACACAGGAUCUGACCCCUUCGCCGGCGGCUCUCUCAAAUCCCCUCGUUUACCGUCUCCGGACCUGUUGUUUACAAGAGUUCCUUCCACGAGUCGCCCUCGUCCAAAAGUCGACUCCUUCAACACCAACACCUCGACCACAACACGUCCACCAGGAGCAACACGAGGAACCAUACGCGUCCCCCCAACAGCAGCAGGAUUCUUCAAUUGAAGAGGAUCGAGACCUGCCGGACUCCCUCGCGAACUGGCAACCACCCGCCUCCAAUAUCCAGCUCACGCAGCUCCAGAGUGCUCUCGCACAUCAGUUCCUUGACUGGGCCCUCUCUGAGAACGUCCUUUCUCUGCCAUCCUCAAGAGAGUCGGAGACAGCGGAGACAAACAACACAUCAACCACCGCCACUGCCGGAGCAACAACAACAACAACAACAACAACAACAGUGACAUCGGAUGAUGCAGAAAGAGAGCAGCAAGAGCGAUCGAUUGUAUCGGCGGGUCAGGAUUGGGCUGCAGCCCACGAUUUGGUCUGGCCAGAGGGCGACUAUUACAUGGCCAAGAAGACAUUUAUCCGCGAGGGAGUCGCCCACUUGAAACGUGGGCGAAGAUACAUCUUUGUGGAACCAGUCUUGGGCCCUGCAACGUCGUACCUGUACCCGAAAUGGGUCGAUUCCGAGGAGGACGAAGGGGUCGAAUCUGCUGUCGAACAGCAGCAACAGCAACAACAACAACAAGAGGGUCACGGCGCGGAGGACCCUGUGCAUGAUGCAACCACGGUCGUGAAUAUUUCUUCGAGUUCCUCCACCGACCAAUCAUCGUCGUCCGACAGUGGGAAUGACGCUUCUGUACAGCCUUCCAUGGCGUCUUCUCUGCCCAUGACUUCCGCACCCGCCACUACAAGCGAGGAUGAGCAAUAUAAGGAUCAGGAUGAUAACAAUGUCUUAAGCGAGCAACAACAAAAGGAGUUGGCCAUCCUGGACGACGAGGAGGAAGGAGGACGCGGGAACGAUAAGGACGAGUGGGAGGAAGAAGUGGACAAGAAGGAGCACGAGGGGGCAGCCCAGGAGAGUCAGCAUCAUGAAGAGGCCGGCGAUGAUAUCUCCUCUUUCUCUGCGACGACGGAAGAAAACCGUGCGCAGGACGACCUUAUUGCCCCCUUAUCUCCUCCUUCCUCUGCUACCACCACGACUUCUCUUGGCGGUAUGGACGGAGAGAGAAUCGAAAAGGAGGAAACCGACGAUUCUUCUGCUGUUGCUACCAGUCCCCCUUCCUCUACUGCCUCUGCUGCCUCUGCCACAAACAACUCCUCCACUGCCUCUUCGCCAACUUCCUCACCUCCAUCGUCGUCAUCCUCGACUCGCUCUUCUUUUGAAGAAACUCCGUCAUCUCCUCUCCAACAGCAUCAAUCAACUGAACUCCUGGAACCAUAUUCGCCUCUCCUCGACCCUUCGACAGACGGACAGGAUCAAUUCGAAUACGGUCUGUACGAGCUCCAGUUUAUCCCCAAGAUCCAGUACCUGUUGCCGUCGCAGUUCUUGCCGAGCCGUCAGUCGUUCAUUGUCCAUCUCGACGAGGACCGUCCCACCUUGGCCUCGCCUGUCCCCGCCCACUCGAAGCGCAGCGAGUGUCGUUGCCAGUUGAUGAUGCGCAAGGUCCUGAUGCACCGCGAUCUCCUCCAAGUCUGGCCUCCUAUUCCUCCAGUCCGGACCCUUCAAGAGCGUCAACAGGAGGAAGAGGAGGAGGCGCGUAUGAUGGAGAUCAAGCAGAAGGUGCAGCUUCAGACCAGUAACUGGCGAAAGACCCUCCAGACCCAAAUGGUUGCCUGUCGCUAG
Messenger RNA from Linnemannia hyalina, 1869 nucleotides. The record is from the annotation of a GenBank genome assembly. Lineage: Eukaryota; Fungi; Mortierellomycota; Mortierellomycetes; Mortierellales; Mortierellaceae.